Molecule: messenger RNA, 1572 nt
Organism: Colletotrichum navitas
Lineage: Eukaryota; Fungi; Ascomycota; Sordariomycetes; Glomerellales; Glomerellaceae
Product: C6 zinc finger domain-containing protein
Exons: 3
Coding region: 1-1572 (523 amino acids)
Biological process (GO): positive regulation of transcription by RNA polymerase II
Cellular component (GO): nucleus
Molecular function (GO): DNA-binding transcription factor activity; transcription cis-regulatory region binding
Source: RefSeq, a predicted model, not a curated record
AUGCUCUCGCCCACACCCCUUAACAGCGUCGAGAGCUCCGGCCCUCGGUCUCAGUCCCAUGAUCCGUCGCACUCACACGCCCAGACCCCUCCGUACUUCGGAGUAGCAGCGACGUCGCCCGCAGCCUCUUCGGGCUGGGGUCUCGGUGACCCGGCCCCCUUGCAGCAUCUGUCCUCCGAGGCCUCGACCUCGCCGGCCGAUUCUUGGCGGCUGGACGAGUUCGUCACCGACCCCGGCUACCUGGCCUACCAGGAGGAGCUGAGAUGCCUGAUAAUCAACACGGCCCAGACGGCCGCCCCGACGAGAGAGGGCACGCCCGAGGCGGCGGUUUACGGCGGCUUCGCGGCAGGGGGGUUCGCGGCCCCCGGGACGAUCUCAAGCGACCAAGGGACCGCGCGGCGGCAGGCCGGCCAGAUCCUAGGGACCGGCCGGAGGCUCGAGUAUCUGAAGAAUUACGUAGGCGAGGUUGCGCCAUGGCUCGACAUGUUUGACAGCGACCGCGCCUUCGGAAUCCAAGUCCCCGUCCUCUCGCGCAGCUCCCCGGCGCUCAUGUACGCCGUCCUGGCGCUGUCGGCCAGGCAAAUGGAGCGAAAGGAGGGCAGGCAGACGUCCUUUGACAGUCUGGAGCUGUACCAGGAGGCCAUCCGCCUGCUGACGCCCCUGCUGCAGUCCCGCGACCAGAAGAUCAUCCCCAUCUGCACGAUCCUGUGCUGCCUAGAGAUGAUGUCUGCCAGCGCACAGGAUUGGAGAAAGCAUCUAGAGGGGUGCGCCGCGCUCUUUGACUCGUUCGACGUCCACGGCUUCAGCGGCGGCCUCUUGCAGGCCGUCUUUUGGUGCUACGCCAGGAUGGACCUCUGCGGCGCCCUCAUAUCAGACGGCACGGAGAGCACCCUCCUGACGCCUUCCAAGUGGCUGCCGAGCGGCGUCUCCCACGACGAGGCGCGCGAGCUCUUCCACCAGUCCAGGACCCCCGACAUGCACGCCAACCACGCCGUCUACCUGUGCUCCAAGGUCUGCGAGCUCGUGGCCGACAGGACGCGGCACUUUGAGCUCGGCGGCGCCGACCGCUGCGACGCCGACGAGCUGGCCGACCGCUGGGUCCGGCUCUGGGAGGACCUCCAGGCGUGGACGAGAGACCGGCCGCCGGAGCUGCUCCCCGUCCAGAGCGUCCAGAGCAUCCCGUUCCCGCAGAUCCUCUUCCUGCACUGGGCGGCCAUCUCGUCGAACCAGCUGUACCACACGGCGUGCGCGCUCCUCCUGGGGUCCAUGCCCAGGCCGCCUAACCCGAAGCAGCUGCUGGGCGUCACCGGCUCGGUCGUCUGGCACGCCAAGUGCAUCUGCGGCAUAUCCCUCGCGAACCCCCACCAGGGCUGCUUGAACAACGCCAUCCAGCCCCUGUGGGUUGCCGGCAGGCUCCUCAGUCACAGGUCAGAGCAUGCCGUCCUCGUGAGACUCAUCCGCAGCAUCGAGGCCGUCACCGGAUGGGGCACGUGUUGGAGAAUCGACGACUUGGAGGCCGCCUGGGGGUAUAAAGUGUGCAAGGAGCUAAAGACCGCCGGCACCGCCGGGUGA